Pichia kudriavzevii is the source of this 1368-nucleotide messenger RNA. RefSeq lists its product as uncharacterized. The coding region runs from base 1 to 1368 and encodes 455 amino acids. The record is from RefSeq and is a predicted model, not a curated record. Lineage: Eukaryota; Fungi; Ascomycota; Pichiomycetes; Pichiales; Pichiaceae. The transcript has a single exon.
AUGACUUUCACGCCCCCACAUGGUGCUUGCACAAACCAGCAAGCAAAAAUGUACAGACAUUGUCGACCAAUAAACACACAGCUUGGAUCUCCUAUAGACCAGGCACAAACAUUGUCGACUCCCACAGCCACACCAUCUCCGAAUCUGCCGUUUAAUCCCAAACAGAGUCCAGAACAAGUACGCAUAACCCACAACAAGAGAGACUCGUCAUGUAUAGAAGGAAAUGGUCCGUAUUGGGACAAACAACAAGCAUAUUACGGAAGUCAAAGCAAUAACUUCCAAGCUGCAGUUGACCAAUAUGAUCGUGCAUCAUCACAAAAUCAGAUCUUUAAGUCGCUAUUUGGUCCCGAUGCCUCUCAAUGGCCAUUCUCUGAAGAUUGUCUUAAAAGAGCAUUGGCUGUACGUUUGGCACAAGAAGCCACCAAACAAGAAUACUACAAAGUAGAAAGACUGAACCGAACUAUGGAACUCAUGAAGAUGGCAGUACUGGCAAAAGUUCCAGGUCACUUAAUUCCAGGAUUAUUAGGAACCCCACCCUGCAUACAAGGAGAAAGUCAUAAUCCACAUCCUAAUGAACAACACCCACAAUGUGUGACACCUCUGAGAGAGUCCUCGUCUUGUUGUAAUUCUUCAAAUUCUCCAUCUCCUGUUAGAAGCUCAAAACAUUCUAGAAGCCGAACUAUUUCCUCCACUGCUGAAUUGUUUAACAGUCAAUCAAACGUAAGUGAUGACUCUCAAUCAAAUCCAAUGAAAAACUUCAAGUUUGGAACUGGAAGCUCAAAUUCCUUCAGAUCGACUCUUGUUCGUAACCGUACUUCGUUACCACCAAGGCAUCAACUAUCACCUUCUCGAAUUGGUGCACAUGCUAUUUCCUCGUUGAAUGGAUCUUCGGACAAGAACAGAGUUGAUAUACGAAAGUUUCAGCACGGGAAAACCCAUAUGAAAACAUUGUCACUGCCAAACAAUGUAACUAUACCAGAGACAAAACCUUUGAGUUUUUCAAGAAAUCAUUCUAAGUUACCUUCAAUACCUAAUUUAAGAGAGAUUUACAUUCCUGAGCUAGAUAAACAACCACCUCAAUCUUACGAACCGGGAAAGGUAGGUAAAAGUUGCUUGGCAGAGCAGCCAUCUGUUGAACCGCCGAAAGAUCUGCCUACUAGCUCAGCGACAGAAUCUUCGCAUUGGAAAAGAAGGAGGGUUAAUGGGGGAUCCCCCUUGAAGGAAUUGAGUAUGGUUUACGAAAACGGGGAAUCCAUGACGCAGACUGAACAAAAUGUUUCGAUCUCAAGUUUUUACGAAGACUCCAAUAAAACUCUAACAUCCUCUAGCCCUAAAAGUGUACUACCUUUUGAACCUAAAACACCAUAG